AUGCUGCCGGAUUUAUCGCGCCCCAAGGCCUCAAGGCGCCGCAUGCUCCCGGGACUGCAAGGAGGCCAGCGAGCUGGCGCGUGGCUCGGCGGGGGCGUCCAACACUCGCGGCGGACAGCGAGCCCAGCAAGUCGCGCCCAGGAGUCUGAACUGCAUCCCGAGCGAGAAGAGGCAGCGCCGGCGCUGGAGGCGGAGCGCGAACCUGCUCUGGUUUGCAUUUGCGCGGAGAUGGCGCGGGCAGAGGCAGUGGGGUCCAGAGCAGGGGCGUUCCGAGGCUUGGCUGAGGCGGAGAGGCUGAUUGAGAGCCUGGUGCCCCAGUCAGCGCCGGGGGAGCUGGUUGGCGCCAGGGGAGCUGGUCGGCGCCAGGGGGAGCUGGUCAGCGCCGGGGGAACUGGUCGGCGCCGGGGUGGGCUGAGAGCCUGGUGCCCCAGGACCUGUCAGCGCCAGGGGAGCUGGUCGGCGCCGGGGGAGCUGGUCAGCGCCGGGGUGGGCUGA
Rangifer tarandus platyrhynchus (Svalbard reindeer) is the source of this 495-nucleotide messenger RNA. Lineage: Eukaryota; Metazoa; Chordata; Mammalia; Artiodactyla; Cervidae. The record is from the annotation of a GenBank genome assembly.